AUGUCUUCCUUAAAUCUCCAUACUUCUAUCCAGAAGCCAAACUCGCUGAGACCUGAACGGUCGGUAAACCUCAGGAAAAAUCACCAUUUCCCGAGUCAACCGCGACCCAUCUCUCAAGAAACAACCUACACAGAUCACACCUCUAGACGAGGAUCCCUCGAAUCAAAUCCACCACAUCUAUCUCCUGGUGAGAGGCCACAAAUAAUGAUCGCAACGCCUCCGAAUCUCGGACCACAAGUGCCAACACCACCACCAAGUCCCCCACUUCUUGAGAGAAAAAGUGGAUUCAAGAAGUGGAUUUGUUUUGUUGCCGUGGGAGCUGCGAGUCUGAUGGUUAUUUUGAUGCUCAUUACCAUUGUGCUGCUUGUUGCAUUCGGCACGAAGAAACAUUCUUCUACGAUAUAUGUCCAAGCGACAGUUCCGGUAUCAAACGGAACAGAAACAACCCUUUCAGUCGUUCCGGCACCGAGACUUGGCAAAAGAGGAGGCUGGAUGUCGACCAAAAAAACAACGACACAUAAACUGGCAGAUAUCGUCAUUCCUGAUCAACAUACACUUGUACCAAUAUCGAUAUUAAUGGUAAGUGAUGGCGUUACUAUAAUGGCGACGUCAGAAAUAGCUACGAGGGAGGCAGACUCUAUGGUAACAGGAAAAGACGGUGAUAUCACGACCUCCACCACAAAUAUGCGCAGCACAGAAGCUGCUGCUUCAACUCUUCUCAUGUCCCCUGCUUCUGUUGUUACACAAACCGUCACAGCUGCACCUAAACCAGAACCUACAGCUGCUCAAACUAGCCAACUUUCCACCACGGACCCACCACCAGCUUUGAUAACUGUGAAACUGCAGUUCACGAUCAAGGAGUCCAGAGAAGGACAGUCGGCAGGAAAACCAGCACUCAUGAAUAUCUUGUCUACGGCUCUUAUGGCGGGAAUUAUCACAGUGUGCCAAAGACUUUUUUGA
Molecule: messenger RNA, 960 nt
Organism: Cadophora gregata
Lineage: Eukaryota; Fungi; Ascomycota; Leotiomycetes; Helotiales; Ploettnerulaceae
Exons: 1
Coding region: 1-960 (319 amino acids)
Source: RefSeq, a predicted model, not a curated record